This is a messenger RNA of Xiphophorus hellerii (green swordtail), 2958 nucleotides long. RefSeq names its product cyclin dependent kinase 11B (gene cdk11b). Bases 37 to 2538 code for a protein of 833 amino acids. Gene Ontology annotation, biological process: protein phosphorylation; regulation of mitotic cell cycle. Gene Ontology annotation, molecular function: protein serine/threonine kinase activity; ATP binding. Lineage: Eukaryota; Metazoa; Chordata; Actinopteri; Cyprinodontiformes; Poeciliidae. The transcript is spliced from 21 exons. Gene Ontology annotation, cellular component: nucleus. The record is from RefSeq and is a predicted model, not a curated record.
AACUUCCGCUGCGCAUUUUCAGGUGGUGGAUUGUGGAUGCUGAUGGGGGACGAAAAGGAGACCUGGAAAGUAAAAACUCUUGACGAAAUCUUGCAGGAAAAAAAACGUCGACGAGAAUUAGAAGAGAAAACUGUUAAGCGCCAGAAAAAUUUCUCACAGGGCGUUGUUCCACAGACGAAUGAUCGGGAACCGAAACGAGACACUCCGGAGGAAGGAGAACUACGAGAUCAAAGAAUGGAAAUAACAAUUCGUAAUUCCCCGUACGUACGGGAGGACUCGACAGAGGACAGAGGAGAGGAAGACGAGUCACUAGCGAUCAAGCCCCCACAGCAGGUUGCGAGGAAGGACAAAACGCAUCACAGAAAGGAGGAGAAGAGAAAGGAUAAAAGACGUCACCGCAGUCACUCUGCUGAAGGCGCUGGAGGUAAACAUGUGCGAGCCAAAGACAAAGAAAAGGAGCGAGACAGCGAUCGCCAGAAGCGGCGAUGGGAGGAAGACAAGGCACGCAGAGACUGGGAGAGGCAGAAACGAAGAGAACAAGCCAGAGCUCAUUCUCGCAGAGAGAGAAGAAAACUCCAAGAACACUCCCCUCCUCCAGCUGUUCCUAGGUGUCUAGCGGCUAAUGCUAAAGACCGUCUGGAGCAGCAGGAGCGCCAGCGCGAACGAGACCGGAAGAUUCGUGAGCAACAGAAAGAGCAACGGGAAUUUAAAGAGAGAGAGCGAAGGGUGGACGAUCGACACAAAGAGAGAGGGAGUCGACGAGAAAUACCGUCUCACCAUCGCAUACUAUCCGACGAGUACGACGACAAGUCAAAACAAGCUCACCGUAGUCGCAGUCCGGCUCGCGGCUCCCGGGACCGGUCGGAGCACAGUGAGCCACGGAAAAUUCCAGCAUCAAAAGAGGAGAGGCCAGAUGUUCAAGACCUGCUUGCAGACCUCCAAGACAUUAGUGAUGUUGAAAGGAAGACCAGCACGGCAGAAUCCUCCAUUGCAUCAGGGUCAGGCUCCGAGGAGGAGGAAGAAGAGGAAGGAGAGGACCAGUCCAGUAGCCAGAGUGAGGAGGAGGAGGAGGAAGAAGAAGAAGACGACGAAGGAGAGUCUGUAUCAGCAUCAGGACGGUCUGAGCAGAGUGCAGAGGACGUGAGUGAGGAAGAGCAGUCAGAGGAAGACGCUGAGGAAGAGAGAGAAAAUGGAAAGCACAUACCUGCAGUUCCAGAAUCCCGUUUUGACCACGAUUCUGAGGAGACAGGUGAGGAGGAGGAGGAGGAGGAUGACGAAGAGGAGGACGACGAAGAGGAAGGUAGAGAGGGUGACCCCACCCCUCAAUCCCAAACUCACUCCCGCUCGCCCACCCCCGAGGAGAACUACAUUCCAGAGUCCCCGCCAGUUUCACCUGUGGAGCUGAAGAAGGAGCUUCCCAAAUAUCUGCCGGCUUUACAGGGUUGCCGCAGCGUUGAAGAGUUUCAGUGUCUGAACCGGAUAGAGGAGGGAACCUACGGAGUGGUGUACAGAGCCAAGGACAAGAAGACUGAUGAGAUUGUUGCCUUAAAGAGGUUGAAGAUGGAGAAGGAGAAGGAAGGCUUUCCCAUCACGUCUUUACGAGAGAUCAACACUAUUCUGAAAGCCCAACAUCCAAAUAUCGUCACAGUCAGGGAAAUUGUUGUUGGAAGCAAUAUGGAUAAGAUCUAUAUCGUAAUGAACUAUGUAGAGCAUGACCUGAAGAGUCUGAUGGAAACCAUGAAGCAGCCUUUCUUGCCUGGAGAAAUAAAGACUCUAAUGCUUCAGCUCCUUCGAGGAGUCCGACAUCUCCAUGACAACUGGAUUCUUCAUCGGGAUCUGAAGACGUCUAAUCUGCUGCUGAGCCACAAGGGAAUCCUCAAGGUUGGGGACUUCGGUUUGGCGCGGGAGUACGGCUCACCCCUGAAGCAGUACACCCCUGUUGUGGUGACUCUGUGGUACCGAUCUCCGGAGCUGCUGCUCGGAGCCAAGGAGUACUCUACGGCUGUGGACAUGUGGUCAGUGGGCUGCAUAUUUGGCGAGCUCCUCACCCAGAAACCUCUUUUCCCUGGAAAAUCUGAAAUUGACCAAAUUAACAAGAUUUACAAGGAUUUGGGAUCACCCAGUGAGAAGAUCUGGCCUGGCUACAGCGAGUUGCCUGCUGUGAAGAAGAUGAGCUUCACAGAGUAUCCCUACAAUAACUUGAGAAAGCGCUUUGGAGCGCUGCUGUCAGACCAAGGCUUCGACCUCAUGAACAAAUUCCUCACCUACUGCCCCGGUAAGAGGAUCUCAGCUGACGAGGCUUUGAAGCACGAGUACUUCAGGGAGACGCCUCUCCCGAUCGACCCCUCUAUGUUCCCCACCUGGCCGGCCAAGAGCGAGCAGCAGAGGGUGAAGAGAGGCACCAGCCCUCGUCCGCCCGAGGGAGGCCUGGGAUACAGUCAACUGGGUGACGACGACCUGAAAGACACUGGUUUCCACCUGACGACCAGCAACCUCGGAGCGUCUGCUGUUGGGCCCGGGUUCAGCCUCAAAUUCUGAUCAGGAAAAUCCAGCCGGGACGUUUCUCUGCCUCGCUUGAGAGGAACAAAGCAACAAGUUCUGGGACUCGUGUGUUUGAAGCCAGGCGGCUUUGCCGCUGCAGACCAGCUUGGUGUUUGCUACACAACAACUGAUCUCAGAUACUCAGGACUGUCCAACAGCAGGACUCAUUGUGGUUGGAAAUCUUCUCAUUUCUGUGAAUUCAACAUUUCAGAAGUGACUUGUUUCUGCUCCUCAACAGGAACGCACCAUCUAGAAGUUUAGCUCUCAUGUUUGACCUUUUUUUUUUAUUUUUAAAUGCUUCCCUGACUACCUGAGCUACUGUAUAAUUAUGCAUACUUGCCAUAUGAUCCAUCAGAAAUUUACUGCCGACAUGACUUAGGUUGACUGUUUUUGUAAGAAAUAAAAAUUGAAACUUUG